AUGGCCUUCAAGCUGAGCGGCAAAAGCGCCAAGGAAAUAGCCGCAUUCAUCGGGCUGCUCGGAAUGAUGCACAUCUCCUACUACACCAUCCAAAACUCCUCAAUGGUGCACCCGGAUGCACGACAAGAGCUUUUCUAUGUACGCUGGCUGAAGGAAAAAUUCCCGGCAUUGAAACCAUACGGCGUCAAAGAGCCCGACCACCCACCAAAGCAU
Molecule: messenger RNA, 213 nt
Organism: Mesorhabditis spiculigera
Lineage: Eukaryota; Metazoa; Nematoda; Chromadorea; Rhabditida; Rhabditidae
Source: the annotation of a GenBank genome assembly